CAUUAAUGUAUACCAUAAACAAUUCAGUUUCACCUAUAAUAACAUUAUCAAAUUACAUAGGGAUUAGCAUGGAAGUGUGCAAGACUAGAAACUACUAAAAUAUUUCCAUGUGAAAUUUAAAAAAAAAAAACUUCUUGGUCAUUAAAGCUCUUACCAACUUUGUAGAACAAUUAUCUCAAACCUAAUAACUUCAGUGUUUAGUACUGCUCCGUGGAUAAUAUAUUUGUUUAGUACCUACGAUUUCUACUUUCAUUGCUUUGUUCCCUUGUCCUGGAGUUUCUUAUCACUUUAUCAAUGCCAAAUGUUUUGCUAGUCAGAUCAGACCAAUCAAUUCAACCAAUUAUUAGAAACCAGAGGUAAACCUAGUCUGGUUUAACCAGUAGAGACAUUCUGAUCGAAUCAAACUAUAUACUAGAACAAUAUAUUAGAAUGAAUAUACAAUAGUUUUUUGCUUGGCUGUUUUCAACAAAACUAGCUUCAUCUUUUUUCUCAAACAAGACAUCCUACUUUACCUAAAACUAGUCAGGUCGAUCUCAAGUCUCAACCUCUGGCUCAGUUGGGUUUGAAACCUCCAUUCUAACCUACCUUCCAACCUCAAGUGGAAAAUGUCUAUUGUCCCUGUGCAAAGAUAGCUAUGUUCAACUUUACUUCGGUGAAAAAAUGUAGAACUAUAUAAUUAUAUAAUACAUGUGCUAUUAAAUUACAGUGGAUGAGGCUACCAAGUGUAGAUGUUAUAAGGGUCCUCAAAGAAUUAGUUGUUAAGCCUAAUGGCCAACCAAAAUCCUAAAAGAUUUCUACAAUCAUUCUUUGAUUUCACAGAGAGAGAGUCUUCCCUUAACUCAGGCUCUCUCAAGAUCAAGAGCCUCUUCAAGGGUUGCGUCUUUCGGUAUGCCAGUCAUCUGAUACACGCCCUUUCUAAGAAGAAGUGGAGGCGGCAAAAGAAGGAGCAACAGUUCGAGUUGCUAAAUCUGCAACUGAACUGGUCACCCCCAAAUGUCAUCAGUCCCAUCCCCGAGCUUCCUGUCUUUGAGAUGUCGCUUGCAGGACACCUCGAAUGGGUUGAGGACGAUUUGGAGGCUCUAGGGGAGGAGGAUGGAGAGAAUGAGAUCGACCAGCUUGCAGAGAAGUUUAUCGCUAGCUGCCAUGAGAAGUUUAGGCUGGAGAAGGAGGAAUCUUAUAGGAGGUACCAAGAGAUGCUGGAAAGAAGCACAUGAGGAAGUUAAAUAUUGUUCUUGUUAUGUUCCUGUUCAUAGCUAAGGUUCAAAUGGAGAUCAGAUGCUUGGGUUGCAAGACCAAUUGUAGAGGUGAAUAAUGUCAUCUCUGCAGGUAUUAUUGCCUCAUCUUUGCUCAAAAAAUGAAUACCGAAUUUUAUGCAA
Messenger RNA from Zingiber officinale, 1376 nucleotides. RefSeq lists its product as uncharacterized. The coding region runs from base 768 to 1214 and encodes 148 amino acids. The record is from RefSeq and is a predicted model, not a curated record. Lineage: Eukaryota; Viridiplantae; Streptophyta; Magnoliopsida; Zingiberales; Zingiberaceae. The transcript is spliced from 2 exons.